Frankliniella occidentalis (western flower thrips) is the source of this 6831-nucleotide messenger RNA. It is a transcript of the gene msps, whose product is annotated as protein mini spindles. Gene Ontology annotation, molecular function: microtubule plus-end binding; microtubule plus end polymerase activity. The transcript has 28 exons. The coding region runs from base 179 to 6313 and encodes 2044 amino acids. Gene Ontology annotation, cellular component: centrosome; kinetochore; spindle pole. The record is from RefSeq and is a predicted model, not a curated record. Gene Ontology annotation, biological process: microtubule polymerization; establishment or maintenance of microtubule cytoskeleton polarity; mitotic spindle organization. Lineage: Eukaryota; Metazoa; Arthropoda; Insecta; Thysanoptera; Thripidae.
CACGCAGAGGGAUGCAGAGCAGCUGCAGAUCGUCAACUAUUUUUUGUUGAACUCCCACAUUCUUGCCCUUCUUCAUUGUGCGACUUCUAACCGUCAGACUUUUAAGAAAGCGUUUAAUCAAUUAACAGGAAGCGUUGGCACUCUGGACGGUAUUCGUGAGAAAGAAUAUUAGGUAAUCAUGGAGGAAGACACCGAAUAUUUGAAGUUACCUGUUGAAGAUCGUUGUGUCCAUAAGUUAUGGAAAGCACGUAUGAACGGUUAUGAAGAGGCAGUUAAACUUUUUAAUAAAAUAGAUGACGAGAAAUCUCCUGAGUGGAACAAGUUUUUAGGGCUGGUGAAAAAGUUUGUAGUGGAUAGUAAUGCAGUGGCUCAAGAAAAAGGCUUGGAAGCAACUUUAGCUUUUGUGGAAAAUUGCGGCUCAGCUGGAAAAACUGCGAGUGAUGUUGUUGCAAGUAUUGUGGCAAAGAGUAUUGCAGCUCCUAAAACAAAAACUAGAGAGUUAUCACUCCAGAUAGUCCUUAUGUAUGUUGAAAUUGAAAAGCAGGAGGCAGUUCAGGAAGAACUGAUAAAGGGCAUGGAUCAUAAGAAUCCUAAAAUAGUAUCAGAAUGUAUUUCAGCUGUCACAACGUCUUUGAGAGAGUUUGGCCCAAAAGUAAUAAAUAUCAAACCUCUGGUUAAGAAGAUGCCUGCACUUCUUGAAGACAGAGACAAGACUGUCCGUGACAAUGGCAAAGCUAUGGUUAUUGAGAUGCACAGAUGGAUUGGAGCUGCACUUAAGCCCCAACUAUCAUCUUUAAAACCUUUACAGGUGACAGAACUAGAAGCAGAGUUCGAAAAAAACAAGGAUGAAAAGGCAGCCCCAACUCGGUAUCUGCGUUCCCAGCAAGCCAAACAGGCUAAAGCUGCUGCUGAGGCUGCCGAAGCGGGUGAAGAUGGGGAAGAUGAAGAUGAUACAGAUGCUGCUGUCGAAAUAGAUCCAUAUGAAAUAAUGCCUGCUGUGGAUAUCUUAUCUAAGCUACCAUCUUCGUUUUAUGAGAAGGUUGAAGCUAAGAAGUGGCAGGAGAGAAAAGAGGCUGUAGAUGAAUUGGAUUCUUUACUUCAGAAGUCACCAAAACUUGAAAGUGGAGACUAUGGCGAUUUGGUGCGAGCUCUCAAGAAGAUCAUUUCCAAGGACUCAAAUGUUAUUGUUGUAACUGUUGCUGGAAAAUGUCUGGCUAGUUUAGCCAAUGGCUUAAAGAAGCGGUUUUCCCCUUAUGCUUCUGCCUGCAUUCCAGCUCUAUUAGAGAAAUUUAGGGAAAAGAAGGCUACCGUUGUUGCGGCAAUUCGAGAUGCGAUUGAUGGGGUGUACUUAAGUACUACCAUUGAAAAUAUUCAAGAGGAUGUUUUGGCAGCACUUGAAAACAAAAAUCCGUCUGUUAAAGCAGAAACUGCUGCAUUUUUAGCUCGUUGCUUUACAAAAUGCACCGCUAUCAUGCUCAAUAAGAAAUUGCUGAAAAGUUAUUCUACAGCACUUAUCAAAGCUUUAAAUGAACCAGACCCGUCUGUCAGAGACAAUGCAGCAGAAGCUUUAGGAACUGCUUUGAAAGUGGUCGGUGAAAAAGCUCUCAUGCCGUUCGUUAGUGAUGUUGAUAAUUUGAAGAUGGCCAAGAUUCGAGAGUGCUGUGAGAAAGCUGUUAUUGUAGCUAAGCCUGCUAAGUCGGCUCCUACUGAGCGACCCAGCACAGCUCCAGCCAAAGCAAGUCGUGGGAAAGAACCUUCACCACCUGCACAGGCUGGAAGCACUGCCCCAAAGCCUGUGAAGCGCCCUGCUACUAGCGGCGCACCAGCUCGUAAAGGAGCACCCUCUGCUUCUGCUCCUGCUUCUAAAAAAGUUGCAGCCAAAAACAUUAAGGAAAGCAAGUUGCCUCAAGAAAAAGAUUUAAGUCAAGAAGAGAUUGAUGAGAAGGCAUCUGAAUUAUUUUCUUCAGAGAUACUAAGUGGGCUUCUGGACAAUGUAUGGAAGAACCGUCUUGCAGCAGUUGAGGAGUUUGAUCGGACAAUUAAAAUGAUGGAAAAGAGUGAUGCUCAAACACAAGUUUUGGUUCGUACUUUACAUAAAAAGCCUGGUCUAAAGGACACAAAUUUCCAAGUUUUAAAAGCGAAGCUUGAAGCUGUGAAGUUCAUUGCUGAAAACUUCACUAUAACAACAAUUACAACUAGCUACAUAUUAACUGAUGUAGCAGAAAAACUUGGUGAUGCCAAAAAUGGUACUGUUUCUGCUGAAGUGUUGACUGCUUUGGCUGAAGCUACGAAAUUGGAUCAUGUUGCCACAGAAGUUAUAGAUUAUGCUUUUAACAAGCAAAAGAGUCCUAAAGUGCAGCAAGAAGCUCUCAACUGGCUUUCGCAAGCAUUGCUUGAAUUUGGGUUUGUUGUUCAACCCAAAGCUCUGAUUGAAAAUGUGAAGAAAGCCUUUUCAGCAACAAAUCCAGCCGUCAGAACCUCAGCCAUUUCACUUUUGGGCACACUUUACCUUUUCAUGGGGCCUCAGCUUGCUUUGUUUUUUGAAAAUGAAAAACCAGCAUUAGUUCAGCAAAUAAAUGCGGAAUUUGAAAAGCACGCUGGUGAGAAACCUCCUACUCCUACAAGAGGACUGGCAAAGGCCGUAGAGUCUGAUGCAGGAGAUGAUGGGGAAGCUGAAGCAGUUCAAGAAACAGUCAAUGUUCAAGAUUUGCUUCCUCGAGUUGACAUUAGUCCACAGCUUAACUCUGCUUUAAUCUCAGAACUAGCAGAUAAAAAUUGGAAGGUGAGAAAUGAAGCACUUCAGAAAGUAACCAAUAUACUGGCAGAGGCCCGAUUCAUCACUGGCAAUCUGGGUGAGCUUCCUCCUGUGCUUGCUCAACGUUUGGUAGAUUCAAAUGCAAAGAUUGCUGCCACUGCAAUCACUAUCUGUCAAACUAUUGCCACUGCAAGUGGUACAGCUUGCCGGCAGCAUACUCGCACAUUCUUUCCAGGACUGCUGCAGUGCAUGGGCGAUAGCAAGCAAUGGAUCAGGUCCUCAGCAGUUGCUUGCAUUAACACAUUUGGGGAACAAGGUAGUUUUAAAGAGUUCUUUGAGGGUGAAAUGAUAGCAGAUGCCUUGAAGAGUGGUUCACCAGCUCUGCGAGUAGAGCUGUGGAAUUGGUUAUCAGAACGCCUGCCAUUGAUUAAAGUGGUGCCCAAGGAUGAGUUAGUUGUUUGUCUCCCAUAUCUGUUUUCAAACUUGGAGGAUCGAAAUGCUGAUGUUCGCAAAAAUGCCCAAGAAGCUACUCUUGGUGUAAUGAUACAUGUCGGGUAUGAAGGUAUGCUUAAAGCUACUUCAUCCUUGAAACCUGGGUCUCGAAGUGUUGUUGUUCAACAUCUUGAUAAAGUAAGAGCUAAUUUGCCCGCCAAACCGGCUCCCACCAAAGCUAAAGGAAUAAGUGCCUCUCAUAGUGAUGAUCAACUUGCAACCAAAUCUGGGCCAAAGUCGGUUAAAUCCCCUAAUUCCAAAAUUGCCACUAUUUCCAGUGGCACUAAGACAAUCACCAAAUCAAAGCCGGGGUCUGCACCAAAACCUACUACCCGAAAGAAGGAUGAAGAUGUUGACACUUCCCCUCUUGUUCAAGUGAACAAUUUGAAAAAUCAGCGUUGCAUUGAUGAGCAAAAAUUAAAGGUCCUUAAAUGGAAUUUCAUGACACCUCGAGAUGAAUUUGUUGAGCUCCUACGAGACCAAAUGACUACAGCAAACUUUAAUAAGAAUCUCAUGGCUAACAUGUUCCAUGCCGACUUUAAGUACCAUCUCAAGGCAAUAGAUAUGCUUAUUGAAGAUCUACCCUAUAAUGGAAAAGCCUUGACUUGCAACUUGGACCUAAUUCUCAAAUGGAUGACUCUGCGUUUCUUUGAUACAAAUCCAUCAGUUCUAUUGAAGGGGUUGGAGUAUGUGCAGACAGUUUUUAACAUGCUGAUAGAGGAUAAUUACAGCAUGCUAGAAACUGAGGCUACCUCCUUCAUUCCUUAUCUUAUUUUGAAGGUUGGAGAUCCCAAGGAUGCUGUCCGACACUCUGUAAGAGCACUAUUUAAGCUAAUUGGUCAAGUUUACUCUGUUAGUCGUUUGUUCUCCCUCAUCAUGGAUGGACUUAAGUCAAAGAAUGCAAGACAGCGAACUGAAUGUUUGGAAGAACUUGGAUAUUUAAUUGAGAAUUAUGGAAUUACUGUAUGUGUACCAUCUGCAGCGGCUGCACUAAAAGAAGUCGCCAAACAAAUUUCUGACCGUGACAAUGCUGUUCGUAAUGCUGCCUUAAACUGCGUAGUGCAGGCUUAUUUCAUUGAAGGUGAGAAAGUCUAUAAAAUGGUUGGUAACAUAUCUGACAAAGAUAUGUCAUUGUUGGAAGAACGCAUUAAAAGGGCAGGGAAGAAUAAGACAGUGGCCCGACCAUCCAUUAACCCUGUCAGACCUUCAUUGGCUCCAACAUCUCAACCAACGCCAAUAUCUCCUCCGCGCAUGAAACUGGAAGUUAAGGAGGAGACGCCAGAACCUGAAGAAGAGGAAGAAGAGGCAAUUGAAAAUCAAGAGCCUAUUCCUGAGGUAAAACCAAGACCUGUGUCUGGUCCCUAUGGCCUGGAUAUGGACUUUAUUGAAAGAAUGGAGACUCAAAAACCUACAAGCAAUGCUCCAAAAUUAAUCAAUGUUGAUUUGUCUGGUUUGAUUGAAGGAUCAGAAAAUGUGAAAGAGUGCUCUCCUCUAAUGCUAAAAGGAAAUUCUAACAGAGAAACUCCAAGCAGGGUUAUGAAUGCUCUAAAUAUUCAGAAUUCUCCAAAACUUUCCCCUCUGCCUGACGUGCUAAAGGAUUUCAAUUUAGCCCGUUUCCAAAAGCAGACUCAGCCCAGAGAUCCAGUUGAAGAUCUUUUGGACCGUGCUAUAAGCCUCAUUGCUGGCCCUGAUAUGGACAAAUGUAAAGACACUUUAGUUCAAGUGGAGCAUGUGAUGAGGUCUGACAAAGUAAAUGUAUUGGUACCAAGAGUGGACCAGUUCAUGUCUAGUUGCAUCACUCAGUUGCGAACUGUGACGUUGUGCAAUACUGUUUAUUCUAAGGAAGAACAAACCAUGGUUUUGCGAGCGAUUUUUGGCACUUUGCAUACUUUUUAUAGCCAGCCCUUACUUGCCAAACAUGUGACUAUGACUGAUCUGAAAGAUUCUGUUCUGGUUAUGGUGAGGAUGUUAGCAGAGAAGCGCUUAGAUGGCUUGUCAGAUAUUGAUAAUUUUGUGCAAAUCGUUAACAUUCUUGUGAUGGUAAUAAUUGAUAAGGCUGAUCAUACUCGAGUAACAUGUGCUUUACUAAAACUUCUGCAUGAGUCUGUUGAAAAAGGGGAACAGUGGCCUGCCAAAAUGCAGGAAUUGAUCAUGAAAUGCAUUUGGAAAGUUGUUCGCUCAUUUCCAUCUUGGGAGCCUGAUAUUGAUUACGACCCCAUUAUGUAUGACAUUCACUGUUUCCUUCAAUCCUACCCAACCCGUAUGUGGAAACACAGUCAGUCUGAUGUGCCUUUGAGAACAGUGAAAACUCUCCUUCAUGCUAUGGUGAAACAAAGAGGCAAUAAAGUAUUACAUCAUAUGAAGUGUAUCAGUGAGCCUGCUGAUUCAGAAUUGCCGAUCUAUGUUAAUAAGUUUAUCAAAACUGUUAAACAAGAUGACCAGAAAUCAAAAGAAGAGAAGUCAUCAUCUCAGCAACGACUAUCAAAGGACACCCAUGAAAUAUUAGCAGAUAUUUUUAAGAAAAUAGGAUCUAAGGAACACACACAGGAGGGCCUGCGUCUUUUAUAUGAGUUUAAAGAGAAGCACUCGGACGCAAGUAUUGAGCCAUUCCUCCAGAAAUCUACUCAAUUCUUCCAAGACUACAUUCAGAGGAACUUGCAAGCCAUUGAACUUGAGCGUCGGCGACACGCUGGCAGCUCCACAUCUGCACUUAAACAUGCUGUUGGUGCCUCCAGCCCUUUCAAAGCUGUGGUUGAUAACGCUAGCAGUGUAUCUGAAGCAGAGGAGACGAAGGAUGCGUCAGUCGAUCCUAAAUACUACAUUGAAAGGUUGCGCACCCUGCAGCAGUGUGCUGGCUUUGACGAGGUGUCUAAUGCGUUGCCUACAGCAUCUGGGAGACAAGAAUUCACAAUGGAUUUAGAAACUCAACUUGGACUAGACCAGAACCUCAACUUCAACUCAGCUCUUGGAAACACAAAUGAGUUUACCAGCUCUCCACGAAGUGAGCUUUCAAACCGUGAGGCACUGCGCCGAAGACUAGAAGAAGUCAAAAGCUCAGCUAGAUAGAACAGUAACAUAACUACUACUUAUGUAUUCCCCCAGUGAUGUCUCAUCCCUUAUGCUAUUUAUUGUCAGCCUAUGACAUUUUUCUCAUGUAUGUUGAACUAGUAUUUACUUAAUGGUACCCCUCAGGUGAAUGUUACUAAUCUCCUUAGGCAAUUACCUUACGUUUUAGUGUAAAUUUGCCUGCCCUGUAAAAUUAGGCAGUUAAGCCUUGAUCUCAGGAGGUAAUUUCUCAUUUUAAUAACAGUUUUAAGCUCUUUUAAAUCUACCUUGUUAGAUGUGUUGUUACAAACUGCAGUACAUUGUCUGCUUUUAAAUGAAAUUGGUACUCAAAAAUAAUGUGCUGUGAUAACGAUAUUGUGAGUGUUUGCAAUUUUUAUUUAAAGAGUUUUAGAGUGCUGCUGAUUGCAAUAUUCCUACUUUCUGAGAAUCAAAUGACAAAUGAUCAAUUUGGUCUGUUGAGGUCACUUCUUUUAUUCAUUCAAUUGCCUUAGAAGCAAUAAAAAAAAGUAACGUUUUAA